Molecule: messenger RNA, 993 nt
Organism: Mercurialis annua (annual mercury)
Lineage: Eukaryota; Viridiplantae; Streptophyta; Magnoliopsida; Malpighiales; Euphorbiaceae
Product: pEARLI1-like lipid transfer protein 3
Exons: 1
Coding region: 58-813 (251 amino acids)
Source: RefSeq, a predicted model, not a curated record
GCAAAUUAAAAGCUUAUUGAUCAGAAAAUAAGAAAUCUCAUCAAUUUUUUUUUUGAUAUGGAUUCAAGAAUUAUAGCUUAUGGGGCACUUCUUUUCUCUCUUAAUUUUCUCUUUUUCACUUUGGUUAGCUCUACUUAUGCACCUGACUACACUAGUCACCCCACAUCAACAACAUCGAAGUCAAAAGAAUAUGCACCUGACAACAUUAGCAACCCAUCAUCGGCAACACCAGAGCAAAAAGACUAUGCACCCGAAUACCCUAACAAACCAUCAUCGACAACACCUGAGCCAAUAGACUAUACACCUGACUAUUCUAGCCAUCCAUCAUCUGAAACACCCAAGCCAACAGACUAUACACCUGACUAUACGAGUAACCCAUCAUCAACAACUUCAGAAUCAGUAAACUACACACCUGAUUACACUAGUAAAGCGUCAUCAGCAACACCAGAGCCGAUAAACUAUUCACCCGACUAUACUAGCAACCCAUCAUCAACACCAUCAGAGCCGAUAAACUACACACCUGACUACUCUAGCCACCCAUACAUAGAACCUGCUAAAUGCCCAAAGGAUACCCUUAAAUUAGGUGUAUGUGUCAACUUAUUGAAAAGUUUGUUGGGUAUUACACUUGGUACCCCACCACAUACUCCUUGCUGUAGUCUUAUCGGUGAUCUUGUGGAUCUUGAAGCUGCUGUUUGCCUUUGCACUACCAUUAAAGCUAGUCUUUUGGGCGUUAACUUGACUCUUCCAAUUGAUCUUAACUUAUUGCUCAACUAUUGUGGCAAACAAGUGCCAGAAGGAUUCCAGUGUGCUUAAACUAAUGUCAUUUUGAGUGGUUUCUAUGUUUUUUAUGAUGUGUUUAUUGAUUAUGCUUUUAAGUGUUUUUUUUAGAGGUAGGGAUUCUUCUUUACAUGCAAUUUAAAAUUGCAAGUUUAUUUUCAAUUGAAUUGUAUUUUUUUCCGAAUUAUAUAUUAAUUUUAUUUUUGAAUAAUUAAA